AUCUACCAGCUACUCAGUUGACUUUGACAUAAUACCCUCGAAAACCCGACCGCCAUGCAGCCUCUUCGCAUCCUCUCUUCUGUGCUUCUCAGCCUCACACUAGCAACAGCUUCCCCGGUUCCUGACUCUGCUGUUCAAAUCUCCGACAACGCACAAAUGCUUGGACGAAACAUGUGUCUCUACUCCGGCGAUCAAAUCAAGGCAUGCUCCGGUGACGGAGCGGGAGUGUGUUGCACUGGUGACUUGAAGUGUCCAAGUGGUGGAGGUUGCGCUGCCGCUGGUGUCUGCUACUACAACUGCUAAGGCUGCGAUCGGAUGCUUCUCUUUCUGUUGCUUACCCAUACGACGAUUUGAUGCGUUAUGGAAGCUUUAUACCCAAAGCAUGAGAUGAUUGGUGUCAUUGUUCUAGAACCGCGAGCUCCCUUCCACUUAAUUUGGUUUGGUCCUAGAAUGACUGUCGGCAUCAAGUUUGGAGUCAGUUAGUGAGAAUGAUAUGCAGUUCUUCCUCUUCUUUCGAAUAGACACAAGUCAUGGACUGCUUGAGAGAGUUUCUCGAUUGUAAAG
This is a messenger RNA of Alternaria alternata, 564 nucleotides long. RefSeq lists its product as hypothetical. The transcript has 2 exons. NCBI's taxonomy places the organism in Eukaryota, Fungi, Ascomycota, Dothideomycetes, Pleosporales, Pleosporaceae. Bases 55 to 303 code for a protein of 82 amino acids. The record is from RefSeq and is a predicted model, not a curated record.